CUUCCUUUUGCAACGUUUUUGUAUUACCUACCGUACCUUAUGAUGCCGCACUUUUUUACCUUGCUCCGCUUGCCUUAUCAUAUCUGAUCCGAUCCGAGCGUACUUAUUUAGCGUACGGUAUUAUUUACCCACCGUGGACGACCGAACAAGGUUCCGCGCACAUCGUUGAGCAAGGGUGGGGGGGGGGUAUUUUGUUGCGCAAACACUCUUUUUCCAUUCUCUGCUUACCGCGUUGAUCGUUGUAUAAUUCGAUUAGGAAACCGGUUUGUUGGGUGGAUGGAUGAGUGUUUACAGUGACAUGCGGUGGGGACAAUUUGCCUGUCUGUCGGCCUUUUUCUUGCUUGUAUGGCGGAUUUGGGAUGGGACGGUUUGAUUUUGGCAUCUGAUGUCGAUGUUACGAGUUUGUUAUUAGGUACUGUUUGGCCACUGUAAGCGCAGGGGAAUGUUUUGGUUCUUGCUGAUUGGAGUUAGUAGCGCUUUCUUUUUCUAAAGAAAAGUAUGGGAGAUGGGAAUUGGGCAAAGAUGGGGUUGGGGAUUGGUACAGUAAUUGUCUGCUUUCUUCGCAGGAGGGAAUGGAUAAAUGAGUGGGAUUUCCCCUUCCACCGUAUAAUAUUAUGGAAACUCGCACACUGCUCAUUUAUACCCAAGUUCAGCGUCCUCCCCCCCAUCUCGCCUCAGUUCACCUCGAGCCUCACCUGACGACCUAUACUGCUGUUGUUCGACGUGACUUCUUCCUUCGGUUCUGUGCCUUGGGAUUUCUUGUUUACCCACUGACGGACUUUGCCUUCUAAAAUAACUGCGAGGCGGUCUGCUAGUAUUGUUUCGCCAUUUCCUUUUUUCUGAAUAUUAACGGCUUUGGGAAAAGUUAUCGCUAUUGUCAUGAAGUCUACCGAUCUAGAAUCUACGGUUCCGCGCUUUAAUGGCAAUGAUACUGUGUCGAGUGCCGGCUCCGAGGGGGUGAUUCUACAGACGGGUGUGCAGCGGGUUGAAGCAGUUGCAAAGACUUGGACCAGGAGGGCAUUGUAUGUGGCUUAUGCUGGUAUCUUCCUGAUGGCGUUCUGUACAUCGAUUGAUAUUCAGGUAACGAGCUUGCUCGCAUUCUAUGCAACAUCCUCGUUCUCCUCGCAUUCCCUGCUGUCGACCGUUGGUGUUGUGGGGAGUGUUCUCAUGGCCGUCGUCCAACCCCCAAUGGCUAAAGUCGCUGACGUCUUCGGACGAACUGAAGCGUUUGCCAUUUCAAUGCUCUUCUACAUCCUCGGAUACAUCCAAAUGGCUGCUUCGAAGGAUAUCUCGACCUACGCUAGCGCCCAAAUAUUCUACGCUGCGGGAUCCACGGGCCUCCGCAUCCUGCAGCAGAUCUUCAUUGCCGAUACCUCCGAUCUUCUUAACCGCGCGUUGCUCUCCUCGCUUCCCGACACACCAUUUCUGAUAACGGUUUGGGUGGGGCCGGAGAUUGCCGAGCACUUUACCACUGGACCUUGGAGGUGGGGGUAUGCUAUGUGGACUAUCAUCACGCCUGUGCUCUCGCUGCCAUUGUUUAUCGCUCUGUGUGUUAAUCAGAGGAAGGCCUCGAAGGCUGGGUUGUUGCCAGAAUAUCCGUGGAAGGCGCAGGGUGUUGUCAGCUUCCUGAAGAGCCUUUGGACGGAGUUGGACAUUAUGGGAGUUUUGCUGCUGGUUGCGGCUUUCAGUUUGCUGCUGGUGCCCUUGACUCUCGGUGGACAGGCUGUGGGGAAAUGGAAGAAUCCGAGCAUUAUCGCUGCUAUUGUUAUCGGAGGUGUCUGCUUGAUCCUUUUCCCGCUCUGGGAGAUGUGGAAGAAGGCUGCUCCUACGCCUCUCUUGACGUUGAGAUUGUUCAAGAACAGGACUGUCAUUGCUGGCUGCGUUCUUGGUUUCUUCUACUUUAUGGCAUACUAUCUUUCCCUCCAACCCUAUUUCUACUCCUACCUCAUGGUCGCCCGCAACACCGGCUCUGUAGCCGCUGGCCACAUCACCCUAACCUUCUCUUUCGCUUCGACCGUCUCAUCCGUCAUCAUCUCCCUAGUUAUCAAAUAUACAAAACACUACAAGUACUACAUGAUCGGCGGAAUCUUAAUCUACAUGCUAGGGAUCGGGCUCAUGCUCCGCUACCGCAACAUCGAUUCUAGCAACGCUCAGAUAAUCUGGACCCAAAUCAUCGUCGGUAUCGGCGGUGGCAUGCUAAACGUCCCCGCCCAAUUGGGAGUGCAGGCCGCCUCUCUGCACCAGGAAGUGGCCGCCGCAACUGCGCUCUUCCUGACAAUUGUGUCCAUCGGUGGAGCCGUCGGAUCGGCCGUUUCGGGGGCGAUCUGGUCACACAACAUCCAGAACAAAUUAAUGCUCUACCUUCCCGAGGCCGCGAAGGCGAACAUGACGAUGAUAUACGGCUCCGCCGUCGUGGCCACCAGCUACCCCAUGGGAUCCCCCGAGCGAACAGCAAUUAUCAAAUCUUACGACGAGACUAUGCGCAUCCUCCUGAUUAUUGCUGUUUGUGUGUGUAUUCCAAUGCUGCCUGCCGGUCUCUGCAUGACCAAUUACAAGCUUGAUGAGGUGGACCAGAGGGUUGAAGGUGUGGUGUUUGGCAGCGCGGGGAAAAAGGUCGCCAGGGGCGAGAGUGGCACUAGAGAGGUGGUGGAGAGGAAGGAGUGAAUCCUCUCUUUAGCUUAGCUUAGAAGUUGCCCCCUGCAAUAAUCUACAGUUGUGGGCUUAAUUCUGUGCUCGGGUUAUUAUGUAAUGGUUGGCGAUGUGGAAAUAUUGUGAAUGCAUGGGGGAUGGGAUUACCUGGUGCUAGAUGGGUAUAGAUGCCAGUGUAUUAAGUAAUGAGAAAUCAUAUAGUCGUGAAUUGUUAGCAUGGCCUCGAAAAUUUAA
Messenger RNA from Tuber melanosporum (Perigord truffle), 2883 nucleotides. RefSeq lists its product as uncharacterized. Gene Ontology annotation, biological process: siderophore transmembrane transport. Lineage: Eukaryota; Fungi; Ascomycota; Pezizomycetes; Pezizales; Tuberaceae. Gene Ontology annotation, molecular function: siderophore-iron transmembrane transporter activity. The transcript has 5 exons. The record is from RefSeq and is a predicted model, not a curated record. The coding region runs from base 880 to 2664 and encodes 594 amino acids.